Fusarium falciforme is the source of this 1197-nucleotide messenger RNA. RefSeq lists its product as hypothetical. The coding region runs from base 1 to 1197 and encodes 398 amino acids. Lineage: Eukaryota; Fungi; Ascomycota; Sordariomycetes; Hypocreales; Nectriaceae. The record is from RefSeq and is a predicted model, not a curated record. The transcript has 2 exons.
AUGUCGGAGCUGGUCGAGAGAGUUGUCUACGCGCCUCGUCCGAAAACUGAGCAGAUCACUGUCAGCCUGCUUGUAUCAAGCGCUGCCAACUCAGGCAACUACACAGAACGGCUCGAAAUUAAGACAGGGAACCCUGCCACCUCAGGCACUCAAUACCUGAGUGCUGGCCUCACAGGCAAUCUCACUUGGGCGCGCAAGGUGGUGCCGCGCGAGUUUGUCAAUACUGCUCGCUGGUCGGCUGCCAACUUCACCAUACUCGCCUUUUCACAAGAGCACUGCAAAACCUUGGACAACGGCACUGUCUCAUGUCCUCUGAGUUCAAGCAACAGCUCAGAUGCCACAGCCUGGAGCCAGCCGACAGAUUACGUUGCGGCCACUUGUAUCAUGUACCCCUGUGUCAAGCACUAUGCGGGACGAGUCAAGAUGAAGUCUGAGCCGCUCUGGGAUGGCGGCGAGACGCUCCCCCAGACAUUUAUGCGAGGCGUCCAGGCACCGUGCUUGGUCAACGGAACACUCUACACCUCGUCGAAUAUGACAUCUGCUUCUGAGAAGCUGCCAUCAUCUGCCAGACAAACCAUGUCGGUACUUUCAAAAGACUGGGCUACCGAGGAUCUUGACGGCCCAUCUGAGUACGCAAAUGUCACGGCACCUCAGGAGUGCGUGGCAUCGCUUUGGCCGGCCUUUAUCCUAGCCUUUCAGCGAGAGCUGGCGGGGACCUUUGAUGCUUACUGCAGACCACAAGGGUUCCAAACAGAAUACGUCGCUUGCUUCGGUAGAUAUGGCGGAAACUCGCUGGCCAUGGCCGCUAUUCUACGCUCUCGCACUACCAAUCUCGAUUCGAUUAGAGAGAACAUCGACUCUAUGGCCAUGAGAAUCACCACUGAAAUGCGCCGCGCUGGAUGGGGCCCAUAUGCAAUGGCCAGCACAGCCUCCAAAGGUGAUGCUUGGGAGAAUCGGACCUGUCUCCACGUGGCAUGGGCCUGGUUUGCUCUGCCUUUGGCUCUCUUGGUGCUGUGCAUCGUAAUGAUUUCUUGCAUCAUUGUGAAAGAGUUGCUGAACAGGAAUACCGGGGUGAUGUGGAAGAGCUCAGUGCUGCCGUUCCUGCUCAAGGACCAAGUUCCCGCGAUAGAGACGAUGAGCAUGAGGGAGGUGGAUGCAGCGGCCAAGGGCUUAGAGGUGAAGCUACAAAAGCAAUAG